Molecule: messenger RNA, 911 nt
Organism: Onychostruthus taczanowskii (white-rumped snowfinch)
Lineage: Eukaryota; Metazoa; Chordata; Aves; Passeriformes; Passeridae
Product: zinc finger protein 436-like
Source: RefSeq, a predicted model, not a curated record
AUGUCUGAUGGAUUUUGGGAGCUCGUCCACACAGCUGUGUCCCAGAGAUGGACUUGGGCAGAGGAACCUUCAAAGUCAACGUGCUCAUUCUUUGUUUUCCCCAAACCAGGAUUUCCCAUUGCUAGCCCUCGGGAGGCUGUGAGGAAGAGGAAAAUGCCCCGGAACACUGAGGCAGAGCAGGAGCUGAGCAUGGAGAGCAGGGAGGACAAAUCUCCGCGGCAGAACCUUGUGGCAGAGGCCGUUUUGAGCGGCUCCACGGCACAGGAACCCAACGGGGAGGAAAAGCCCCGGAGAUGCCGCACCAGGAGGGGCUGCAAACACAGAUCACAGGGAUCUGAGGGGGAAAGACCCAGCCUGGGCCGGGAAGGCAGCCAGAGAUGGAGCCAGAGCUUGGAGCUGGUGGUCAAUGAGCAGCUCCAUGAUGGGGAGAAGCCCCACACCUGCAUGGAGUGUGGGAAGAGCUUCAGCAGGAGCUCCCACCUGGUCAGGCACCAGAGGAUCCACACUGGGGAACGGCCCUACGAAUGUGAUCAGUGCAGGAAGAGGUUUCAGACCAGCUCCCAUCUCCUCCUGCACCAGCGCACGCACACAGAGGAGAGGCCCUUCUGCUGCCCCGACUGCGGGCAGAGCUUCAGGCGAAACGCCCAUCUUGUCGUGCACCGACGCAUCCACACGGGGCAGAGGCCCUACGAUUGUGAGGAGUGUGGGAAGAGCUACAGCCACCGUUCCAGCCUGAUUGUCCACCAAAAGAUCCACACUGGGGAGAGGCCCUACGAGUGUUCCAAGUGUGGGAAGGGGUUUCGGAUCCGCUCCCAUCUCCUCCGACACUAUCAGAGUCACACAGAGGAGAGACCCUUCUGCUGCCCCGAUGCCUGGGGGCUCAGCCAAAGCUCCCCAGAGCGAACGCAGAG